Molecule: messenger RNA, 1257 nt
Organism: Podospora anserina S mat+
Lineage: Eukaryota; Fungi; Ascomycota; Sordariomycetes; Sordariales; Podosporaceae
Exons: 1
Coding region: 1-1257 (418 amino acids)
Biological process (GO): L-tyrosine catabolic process
Molecular function (GO): 4-hydroxyphenylpyruvate dioxygenase activity
Source: RefSeq, a predicted model, not a curated record
AUGUCCCCAUCUGCCAUCUCGGACACCAACUCCCACUCAAACGGCUACUCAGCCGACUCGGACUACGCCGUCCAGGAUCCCAACGGCGCUCCCAACAACUUCAACGGCUAUGACCACAUAACCUGGUGGGUCGGCAACGCCAAACAGGCCGCGUCCUACUACAACUCGUUCUUCGGCUUCAAAACCAUCGCCUACAAGGGUCUCGAGACCGGCUCUCGGUACACGGCCUCCUACGUGGUCGAAAACGCCGGCGUCCGUUUCGUCUUCACCUCCCCCAUCCGCUCCGCCGCCCACCUCCCCGAGGACGAUCCCAUCUCGGACUCUGACCGCGCCCUCCUUGCCGAAAUCCACGCCCACCUGGAGAGACACGGUGACGCCGUCAAGGACGUCGCCUUCGAAGUAGACAACAUAGACGGCGUCUACGCCAAAGCCGUCGCUAACGGAGCCGACUCUGUCCAACCCCCUCAGUCCUUCGGCGACAAGGAAUCCGGCCUCGUCCGCACAGCCGUGAUCAGAACCUACGGCGACACAACCCACACCCUCAUCUCCCGGUCCACCUACCGCGGCCCCUUCCUCCCCGGCUUCCGCGCCAUCGUCCAGACCAAACCCUCCCCCAUCCCCAUGCCCACCGUCCCCCUCAAAAGAAUCGACCACUGCGUCGGCAACCAAGACUGGAACGAGAUGGUCUCCGCCUGCGCCUUUUACGAGUCCUGCCUCGACUUCCACCGCUUCUGGUCCGUAGACGACAACCAGAUCUGCACCGACUUUUCCGCCUUGUCCUCCAUCGUCAUGGCGAGCAGCAACAAUCUCGUGAAAAUGCCCAUCAACGAGCCCGCGCCGGGCAAGAAAAAGUCCCAGAUUGAGGAGUACGUCCUUUUCAACUCUGGCCCUGGGGUGCAGCACAUUGCUCUGCUCACCGAGGACAUCAUCACCACUGUGUCUGCCUUGAGGGAGAGGGGGGUCGAGUUUAUCAAUGUGCCGUCUACGUACUAUGACACCAUGAGGCAGAGGCUCAAAGCGGAGAAGAGGAGGUGGGAGCUCAAGGAGAGUCUGGAGACGAUUGAGAGGUUGAAUAUCCUUAUUGAUUAUGACGAGGGGGGGUAUUUGCUGCAGUUGUUCACCAAGCCUUUGAUGGACAGGCCGACGGUGUUUAUCGAGAUUAUACAGCGGGAGGAUUUUGAGGGGUUUGGCGCGGGGAAUUUCAAGAGUUUGUUUGAGGCUAUUGAGCGGGAGCAGGCGGAGAGGGGAAAUUUGUAA